Messenger RNA from Prunus mume (Japanese apricot), 1604 nucleotides. Its product is annotated as endoglucanase 11-like. Gene Ontology annotation, molecular function: hydrolase activity, hydrolyzing O-glycosyl compounds. The record is from RefSeq and is a predicted model, not a curated record. Gene Ontology annotation, biological process: carbohydrate metabolic process. Lineage: Eukaryota; Viridiplantae; Streptophyta; Magnoliopsida; Rosales; Rosaceae.
AUGGAGGACAAUAAGAAGCAAGGUAUUGUCCUCCAACAAUGGUGUGCUCUACUCUCCAUCUUUGCUCUCAUUUCCUCAUCUCAGUCCUUCGACUACAGCGACGCCCUCUCCAAGAGCCUCCUCUACUUUGAGUCCCAGCGUUCCGGGCGCCUACCCUACAACCAAAGGGUCACUUGGCGUCACCAUUCUGGCCUUACCGAUGGCCUUGAACAAGGGGUGGACUUGGUGGGAGGGUACUAUGAUGCUGGUGACAAUGUGAAAUUUGGUCUGCCAAUGGCAUUUACUAUAACAAUGCUGUCUUGGGGUGUGAUUGAAUACGGCAGAGAAAUGGAGGAUGCUGGAGAGUAUAAGCAUGCUUUGGAAGCCAUCAAAUGGGGGACUGAUUAUUUCAUCAAGGCCCAUACUCACCCAAAUGUUUUGUGGGGUGAGGUGGGUGAUGGAUUUACGGAUCACUAUUGUUGGCAAAGGCCUGAGGACAUGACCACGUCUCGUCAAGCCUACAAGGUCGAUGAGAACAAUCCCGGAUCAGAUAUUGCUGGCGAGACAGCGGCGGCAAUGGCGGCGGCUGCCAUUGUGUUUAGGAAAACCAACCCACAUUACUCUGGCCUACUUUUGCACCAUGCACAACAGUUGUUUGAGUUUGGUGACAAGUAUAGGGGGAAGUAUGAUGAGAGCAUUGAAGUGGUCAAGGGGCACUACACAUCUUGGAGUGGGUACAUGGAUGAGUUGCUGUGGGCAGCUUUGUGGUUGUACAAGGCCACAAACAAUGAAGAUUAUUUGAAGUAUGCUUUGAACAAUGCUCAGGCUUUUGGAGGCACCACUUGGGCCAUCAAAGAGUUUAGCUGGGAUGUUAAGUAUGCUGGUGUUCAGAUCAUUGCUUCAAUGUUGCUAAAGGAGGAGAAGCAUAAGCAACACAUGCACAUACUGGAACAGUACCGUUCAAAAGCAGAGUUUUACAUUUGUGCUUGCCUUGACAAAAACAAUGUCACUAAUGUGCAACGCACCCCAGGAGGCUUAUUGUACAUCCGCCAGUGGAACAACAUGCAGUAUGUUUCCAACGCAGCAUUUCUACUCACAACGUACUCUGAUUAUCUCCAAGCCACUCAUCAGAAUCUAGCUUGUGAUAAAGGGCGGGUGGGCCCACAAGAACUCCUAUCAUUUGCCAAAUCACAGGUUGAUUACAUUUUGGGGUCUAAUCCAACGGCCAUGAGCUACUUGGUGGGUUAUGGUCCAAAAUACCCCCAAAGACUGCACCACAGAGGAGCAUCUAUAGAGUCCUACAAGAGGAACAAGGGAUUUAUUGGGUGCACUCAGGGGUAUGAUAGCUGGUAUCGGAUGCAUCGUCCAAACCCAAAUGUGCUAGUUGGGGCCCUAGUUGGUGGGCCAGAUGGCAAUGAUGGAUUCAGGGAUGAAAGGUGGAAUUACAUGCAGACUGAGGCAUGUACUUACAAUACAGCAACAUUAGUUGGUGUUCUUGCUAAAUUGGAUAGAUUAGAAGGUGAUUAUCUGUCUCUUAAUCAACCAUUAAUAGCUUCUAGCUAGCUAAUAGGAUGUAUGUAUGAAAGUGUCUUUGAAGGGUCUGAUAAUUUUGUGAAGCAAAGCAA